Molecule: messenger RNA, 1256 nt
Organism: Eufriesea mexicana
Lineage: Eukaryota; Metazoa; Arthropoda; Insecta; Hymenoptera; Apidae
Gene: ATPsynC
Product: ATP synthase, subunit C
Exons: 5
Coding region: 200-631 (143 amino acids)
Biological process (GO): proton transmembrane transport; proton motive force-driven ATP synthesis
Molecular function (GO): proton transmembrane transporter activity
Source: RefSeq, a predicted model, not a curated record
GAGGUGUUGGAAGUAGUGAAUAGGUCAUCGCACGGAAGUCGGUUCGUUUCGUUCAGUCCGCAUAGGUUGUUCAUUCGUCGAGCGCUUCGUUCACUACUCACUGACCAAUUCAACAUUCCAUAGGCCGGGUCUUCUUACCGCCUCUUUGACUCUAUAUUCUGAUACUCGCUUAAGCGACUACGUAACUUCAACUGCCAUCAUGUAUGCUUGCACUAGAUUCAUCGUACCCGUCGCGAGAUCGACCUUGGUUUCUGGAACUAAGAACUUUAUCCGGCCAUUGAGUAGUGCCAUUGUUAGCCACAACCCAUCUAUACAGCAGAACCAAGUGCAAAAUCCAGUCAGUAGUUCUCCAUUGGUACAAUCUUCAAUCAUACGUAGUUUUCAAACUUCAACAAUUAGUCGUGACAUUGACACUGCUGCAAAGUUUAUCGGUGCUGGUGCUGCCACUGUUGGUGUUGCUGGAUCAGGUGCUGGAAUUGGUUCAGUGUUUGGUUCUUUAAUCAUUGGCUAUGCCAGGAAUCCUUCUCUCAAACAGCAGUUAUUUUCAUAUGCUAUCUUAGGCUUUGCUCUGUCUGAGGCCAUGGGUCUCUUUUGCCUUAUGAUGGCUUUCUUGCUCUUAUUCGCGUUUUAAAUCAUUGAAAUCACAUAAAAACACAAACCUACUAGUUUUAGUGCAUCAUUUCCAAAGCAGCCUCCUUUGAUUCCCGCGAGGGAAGCAGCGGUAGUUGUUUUUGGUGCACGGGAUGCCAUGAAAUCAUUAGGGAUGCUCGAAUAUCCGGUUCGACGGGGUAUGCGACGGUACGACAAUGAACGACAAAUGGGGGCUGUACACGUAUGUUUGGAUCAUCGAUCGAACCGUCCCUCACCCCUUCAGGGCUUUUCGAACUGAUUUGUAAUUGUUUCAUGGUUUACUGUAUAUCAUAUAGCAUAAAAACUCAUUAUUACAAUUAUGUAUUUCAGUGUAAUAAAAAAUGAAUAAGAACGUUAAUGAAAAUUUAUUAAAGGAAAAAAAAGUAAAAAGAUUUAACAGCUCUGCCUCCAAAACCCAUGCUAUACACAACCACACACACACACACACACACACAAAUAUAUAUCAUCAUCACUUUUAAUAUUAUCAAAUAGUAAGGAAUAGAAUAUAUCGAACAUUUUUGUUACCCCGCCAUGGUUCAUUAUUGUUGUGCCAUCGCGUGCGUCGUUAAUAUAACUGGACAAAGAAAGCUGUAUAGUGAUAUCGAAUAAACACUUUUGUCGUGAAA